Penicillium paradoxum is the source of this 3114-nucleotide messenger RNA. Its product is annotated as exocyst subunit SEC5. The record is from RefSeq and is a predicted model, not a curated record. Bases 1 to 3114 code for a protein of 1037 amino acids. The transcript has 2 exons. Gene Ontology annotation, biological process: exocytosis; Golgi to plasma membrane transport. NCBI's taxonomy places the organism in Eukaryota, Fungi, Ascomycota, Eurotiomycetes, Eurotiales, Aspergillaceae. Gene Ontology annotation, cellular component: exocyst.
AUGGCUGACCUCGACGUCGCAAGUCAUUACAACCUACCCUCCGAGUUCCCCGAAGAAUGGCCUGCAGCUCUAGAUGUGGCAGAGGAGUCAGAAGAAGAGCCAGUCCAACGAAUAGACUCCCGUCCACGCAAGUCUCGUUACAUGGCCCUUGAACGCAGUCCCAGUGAUUGGAGGAGCAACUGCGGUUCACGACGAGGGAAGGAGGGCAGAGACAAUGCGCGCGAAGAUGAGCCUGAUCCUUUAGGGACGAGCGACAGUGUGCUUCGGAUUCUAAAGCAACGAGGUGUGCCAUUAGAGGAGGAGGGCAAGUCGCGGUACCUGCUAUCAUCUACAUCAUUCUCCCCCGCACUGUUCCUAUCACAGGCGCAUCACUCAGCUUCUAUCGAAUCUCUGAUGGGAGGUCUGGAUAAUCUCUCACAUUCCAUCGACCAAAAGUCAGCGUCGUUGAAAGUAUUGGUGGAAGCCAACUUCGAGCGUUUCGUCCGUGCCAAGGCAACUAUUGAUAGCGUCUACACCGAGAUGAGAAACCAAGGUGUGGAUAAAGAAGCCCCUUUGAGUCCCCGUAGGUCGGGGCACUUCCGGAGCUACUCAGGUCAGCAACGAGGCAUUUCUCCUACCCCAGUUGUGGCUCCGAAGAAGACCGCUCUCGUCAAGGAGAGUGAGUACGGUAUGAAGGGUAUUCGGGGCCCUUUGGUUGAAGCUUCUGUUAAAGCCGAGGAAGUGUGGGGACCGGCACUUGGGGGUCGCGAGCGAGAAAAAGUACUAAAGUCACUGGUGGAGACCAUGGAGAAACAUCGUGAUGUAUAUGAGAUUGGAAGCCACUUGUCCAAAUCCAUCCAACAACGAGAUUACGACGCUGUUUUUGAGCAAUACACCAAGGCAAGAGCGCUCGCCAACCGCGCUAAGAAUAUUGCGCAGCAAGUCUCAUCCAGUUCCCGUCGACAACUAAAUGACUCUGAAACGCACACCAUCCUGGCGAUGGGCCGCAUGUGGAUGGAUGUUGACCAACAAAUUCACAAUUUCAAACGAGAUCUCUGGAGGCGUCUUGCCGAUGCCCCCACCACGUCAACCACAACCACCGCCUCAGGACCUGUGGAAGAACACAUGGAGCUGAUCGGUGCUUUGUUGGAGCUGGGUGUGGAAGAUAACCCCAUUUGGAAAUGGCUUCAGAGCCGUUAUGAAUUCUUGAAAACAAAAAUCAUGGGAUUCUGUGACCGAUGCAAGGGCGAAAUCGAAAUUCUGAGAAGAAGGCUUGCUGGCGGGGAGAGACCAACUCCACAAGCUACGGCAUCCUAUCUCCGCCUAGCACCUCGUGAUGGUGCAGCAGAAGUCCCGGGGAGACUAGACACAGAUCAAGUCAUUGAGUUGUGGGAAUGUGUGGAAGCGUUCUUAACCCGACUUUUGUCCUCCCAAAGUGGCUUGCUCGGCGAGGUGUUGGACUUCUGGGAAGUGGCACAGUCUUUCAUCGAUGGUAACAGGCAGCGCCUUCUGCCUGUUGGUUUCGAAGGAGAGAGUCGCAAACAUCAUCGUCUGUCCACCGAUAAUAUCAAAGAGCUGGAGAGGGGUGUUUCCGAGUUAGUCAACCUUAUUCGAGAGAACGUUGUAACUCUCUUCGCAGAACCUCCAACCAACGACGUCUCCUUGCUCUUCUCGCCAGUUCCGCCAAGUCCAUCAACCCCGGAAUCGAGGGGAGUUACUCCGACAGAGUCACGCUUCAAGCUGGAUCCAAGAAAUCUACCUUUCCCUGCCCCAAAAUUGGGGGAACACUGGGAGGAGUUCUCAUUCUGGCCGCCAUUCUCCAACUCCCUCAGUGGUGUUCAUUAUUUGAGUAAAUUCCUUAUCAUUGUGGGCACCGCUGCCAGCGAGAUGGCGGCAUUGCGGCCCAUUGGGGGCGCUGGAAAAACAUACGAUCUCCUCAAGGCCCUUGUCAGCGUAGCCCGGGAACGGUCUGCUCGUGUGGCAUGUGCUGCCUGGAGUAAAGAUGCGGAAAUCUGCAAGAUGUUGGAAGAUUGGACACGCGACUCAGAGAAGCGGGACUUAACUAAGAUGCCUGGGUUCUUUGUGGCGUUCGAGGGUGCUAUCCUCGGGGGCAUGCAGAAGAUACUUUAUAUCUCGGAAGCUAUGGCGAAGCCAGGUGCCGUGGAUGUUGUCACCCAACCACCUGCGAAACUACUUCAAAUGGUCCGCACUCAGUUCGUUUCGAGUGUUUACAAAGCUUUAAGCGGCCUAGUCGAAAACGCUGAGCGCCUGACAACGGCAGAUGAAGAGAAUGAAUGGAUUAUUUCUCGACCAGCAAUGAGAAGCCAAGCGACUGAUGCUGCCUUGUCUGUCUUCUCGGCGGAUUCCGUGGAUUCUUGGAAUAGGAACGUUCGAAUCCUCCUCACUCUUUCAAAUCUCAAGGCUCUGCAAGCCGAUCAUGUUCCACAGCUUAUCUCCAACUUUGAGACAUCCUUCUCAGUCAAGCUGACGGAAGAGGCCAAGACCAUCCGCGAUGUUCUCAGCCAAAUCGAAGACAGACUAUUCCAGUCCUAUGUCAACCCGACUACCGCCUCGUUAAACAAAACCAUCACCACUGGCAUUGCAUCUCCAGAUUGGGAACCAUCUGUUGACAGGCCGGAGCAAGUCCGCCCUUACGUCUACAAUGCCAUGUUGACCAUGGUGUUGGUGCACACCGAGAUUUCCACAACCAUUCCGUCCACUGUGUCAUCAGUUGCCUCUCGCGCUGCAUCAAAUGCACCUUCUUCGCUGUUGGCCACUGUGUUGACAUAUCUACUAUCUCAAAUUUCGUCGUCAUUACUUACUGCCUUCGCUGCUCGGACCUCUUUCUCGCUCCCAGCUCUGAUGCAGGCUACAUUGGACACUGAGUUCAUUGCACAAACGCUAAAUCUUUACUUGACCGACGAGGCCUCAAAUGCACAAAGUCAGAUCUAUGUCGAGCUAGAUCGUCGCACGACAAAUGACGCCCGCAUAAGGCUUCAAGCCGAGCUAGGAGAAAUGCGUGUUGUCUUGAAGCGGCUCAGAGAUCGGACCAAGGGCGAGUUUGCUUGUUUUAGAAAGCAGAAAAGCGGCGGGGGUGGAAAUAGUGGAGGCAGUGUCACUUCUAGCAAUUCAUGA